Messenger RNA from Meleagris gallopavo (turkey), 3193 nucleotides. Its product is annotated as syntaxin-binding protein 4-like. Gene Ontology annotation, molecular function: protein binding. Lineage: Eukaryota; Metazoa; Chordata; Aves; Galliformes; Phasianidae. The record is from RefSeq and is a predicted model, not a curated record.
GCACCCUGCUCAGCCCCCAACCUGAGAGCAGCCACGGGCUCCAAACCCAAAGUAGCACUGGAUCCCCACAUUCGCCUCAAGGAUGGCAAGCUGGAGCUGGUUCUGCAGUACCUCGGCCUGGAGGUGACCGAGGAGAAGAAGAGGCAGCUGCGGCAGAGCCUGACCACGGACUCGCAGGGGACAGUGGCCUAUGGAGAUCUCCUCCAAGCACUCAGGGAUGUGAUGCAGGACGAGCUGGAUGAGGCUGGCCUGGACUCCAGCUCUGUGCUCUUCACGCAGCAUGAGGUGGCCAGCCUGCUGGAUACGUCAGCGUUCCACUCCCCGACCCUUGACUCGCUCAGCUGUAACGGCAGUGAGGAGAUGGAGCAGCUGCAGCUGGAGAUGACCGACCUGCGGCAAGAAGUCCGAAGGCUGAAGUCUCUCCUGAAGGAGGUGGAGAACAGUAAGAAGUCAAUGGAAGAUGAGCUCCAGAGGCUGAACCAGAAAGCCCUGGGCUUCCUUUCGGAGAACCGGACGCUGCACAGCAAGCUGCAGAUGGCCGAGGUGGUGCAGAGACAGGCACACAGCGCAGAGCAGGACUACGAGGAAGUGAUCCACUUGCUGGAAGCUGAAAUUGCAGAACUGAAGAUGCAGCUGGCAGGGAAGAAGGCAAAACACGUCUCUGAGAUAGAGGAGGACAUCCUGGAGCUGAAAAGACAGCUGUCCCUGGCUGACGGCCAGCUACGGAAAUCCGAAGUCUCACGGAAGCGCCUGGAGAUCUGCAAUAGGAAACUGCUCCUGUUUGUGCAGAAUGUUCACAAGGUCCUGAGCACACACGGUCACUUACAGGAUGAGAAAAGAGUCAACAGUGAAACAGAAGAGGAUAAAACAGACGCAGUCUCAGAUACAUCUCUUCCAUCUUCAGAUCUUGUUGACCUUUUGCUAUCAGAGGCUAAGGAGCUGCUAGCACCAAUGCUCUCCAACAAGGACGCUUCGCCGUGUGACAGGGACCAGUGCCUGCCUGCUGAAGGGCUCCCAAACUACAAGGACCAUCUCCAUCAGAAGACCACGUGGCCUCCUCCAAGCCAGAACAAGGGUGACCAGCCGCAGUCACCGAGCCCAACCAAGGAGCUGCCUGCAAAGCCAACAUAAAACCUCCCAUAAGCAGCUCACGCUCAGAACUGCGACCGCUCAUAGUGCAGCUGCUGUGCUGGGAGAUGGCAAGGACACAAAGCAAGAGCUUCAGCUUCCAGGCAGCCCAGAGAGAGAAAUAAGCUUUCUAAAGUGAGACUGAUUCCUCCUGACUGCUACCCAAGACUUUUUCAGCAACCUCCCCUGCGCGUCUACCUCUGAGCUAUUGUACAAGGCUAUCUGCUCUUGGUUUUGCAGCUUUAUAGGAAAACUAUUCUCAAGAGGUUACACAAGCCUGGAUUUCACUGGCAGCCUUUUAGAGCUUGGAUCCUGUGUAGUAAGAGGAGCACGGACUUAUUCAAGGGACUCAGAUUCCUUUUGGUAUUUCAUAUACGAAAAACCAAAGCACAUUUAGUGGCUGUCAUCAAUGCAGCUUAAUCCGUAGCGUGCUAGCUUCUUGGGAUAGGUACUUCUCUUUUUAUUCUUUUUGUAUAGCUUAUCUCAGCUGCGAUGCUUGAAACAGAAGCAGCGUCCCAGCAAGCUGCUGGGGAUGUCUGCGUGCAACUGGUGCCCGCGUGCUGCUGAGCACUGAGUGCUCUCUGCAGAGCCCAGACAUAGCAAACACACCUCAAUAACAGCCUGCAGAAUCACCUGGGAGCUGGAUCUGUGUGGUGCAAGCUUGUACGUGGUUAGCAAUGGACGUGGUAGAGGUCUGAGGUGAACACUGGCAAAUAAAAUGAACGCACUGCUCAGCAGGUGCUGGCUUUCUGAGCAGGGUUAUGCUUGCAGUCACUGUGCCCUGGUCUCUGGGACAAAUAUCUCGCUCCACUCCAUUUUAACUCCCAUAUUUUGGCAGCUCACAGCAAGAUACACACAGGAGUGGCAGGCAAACGGGAUGCAUUCUAGUUGUUACACCGAGUUACAGUUACUUUAGCUUUCCUUUGUGUGGGUUCAGGGCAUCCUUUAUAGCUUACAGUACAGGCCUAGGAAAAAUCAUGAUGAUAACUAAUACCUACUGUACUCACAGAUAUCGCUGCACUGCUAAGACAACGAACUGCGUGCUGGAAUUCCUCAGAUAAAGAACCAGUCUGAAAUUUCAACUGAAUUUACUUUCAUAGCUUGUGACUUUUUUGAAUACAACUCUCAGAAUGUAAAUUAAAAGACUUCUUUUAAAAGGAAACGUUGUUCUUUGGACCACUCACAAGAAUACAGCCAGGAAGGAGGUGCUUUUAAACAGCAUUUGUCUUGCUGGGGUGUGCCGUGCUUCACAGCUUGCUCCCUAGCGCUCCUGUUUCAGGAGCAGUUACUGGUGUUUCUUGUGGGUUCAGCCCUAGGGCUUGGUUCCCAUCUCAUGUUACACAGGCAGGGGAAAGCUGCAAUAAGACAGUUAAGAUGUGCACAGAGCCAAACCCAGUCUCGCCAGUUUGGUCUGCCCUGUGUCUGGGAAAGCACCUCCUGUCCCCACGGGGUUUGUGUGGCAGAUCCCAAUCUGCUCAUAGCAGCAUGUCUUCAGAAGCGUUGAGCUGCAGGCUCCGUUUGAGGGCAAAAUGUCUCCAUCCACUGCUCUCCGUGGCUGCCAGAGCGCAGAACCGACAUGGCUUUGGGAAGGAGCAGUCUGUGUGUCAUCACGUACACACAGCAGCACCUGAGACUUCAUAGAAAAGGGGCAUGUUAUGGAAUGUGUAACAGCCAACAGUGAAACAGAAGAGGAUAAAACAGAUGCGGCUUCAUCUCUUCCACCUUCAAAUCUUGUUGACCUUAUUAUUGUGCCUGAAGAGUCUUGUGGCAGUCAAUGGGGGUUUUGCUACCAACGCCAAUAAUGAUGGGAUUGUCUCAAAGUGUGAGUAUGGAUCUGAGGGCUGGAGCAGAAUAGAGCAGCAGGAACGGUCCCAUCCCAGCAGGGCUUGUUUCUGUGCUCUGAAAGAGAGUGCUCUCGAUGCUCCUUCCAUAGCCAUGUGUAUUUUAAUGUCCCAAAAAGAAGAUUGCAUAUAACAUAUUCGCAGUGGGUCAUGGCCUGGCAGAGGUAAGCCUGCCCGAGCCCAACCACAAUGCAGCUGGUGCUCACAUGUGGAAACAGUGAGAU